Messenger RNA from Chara braunii, 8909 nucleotides. The record is from the annotation of a GenBank genome assembly. NCBI's taxonomy places the organism in Eukaryota, Viridiplantae, Streptophyta, Charophyceae, Charales, Characeae.
GGUGUUGUCCACUUAGCUUGUGUUCCACCCAUCAGCCAAUUGGGCCUUUAUUCUAUUAUGACCGCUGCACAUUGAACUCUCUCUCUCUCUCUCUCUCUCUCUCUCUCUCUCUCUCUCCGUCCCCUUCCCCUCGCUUUUCAGUCUCUGUUUUUCCCGCUCUCACGUCUUCCCAUAGCUCUGUCUCGGUCUGUUUCUCCCGCUCUCACGUCUUCCCUUGGCCGAGCUAAGAGCUAAGCUCGAGAGCUUCUGGUCCGUCGUGAAGAUACGCAGCAGCAACCAGCCUUCCUUUUCCCUUUUCUGGUCUCGCAUACAGGCGUUGUAGGGGGUAGUUGCAUCGUGUGUCGUGUGCUCGGAAAUUGACGAUAGCUGGAGCGCUUGUCCAAGGUGGUCAUGUUUCAGGCCAGAGGAGCAACGCCUUCUUCACUUCAUUGAAAUUGAAUUUGGCAUUUCUUCCAUCUUCCAAGGCUGGUGCUGGUACCGGUGCCGUGUUGUCGACGAGGAUCAUAUGGGGGAACAGCCACGGGGAUCUCGGGUAGGCUAUCGUCAGGAGGGAAGAAGCAAGAAAUGGUGCCCCGGGUUAAUCUGCAAAGGAGGAGAUAAGGGGGGUAGUGGAAGCGGGGAGGUGGUGCGCAGGCGGCGGUAUCGGGACUUGGAGUGUUGGGAGGGGUAGGUGAGGGGAGAGUAAAAGUGGAAGACGAGGAGUGUCGGAAGGAAGAGAGGAAAACGAAUGAGAGAGAGAGGAGCCAGCCCAGGUUAAUGGGCAAAGGAGGAGAAGAUAAGGGGGUAGUAGAAGCGGUGAGGUGGUGCGCAGGCGGCGGUAUUGGGAAGGGUAGGUGAGGGGAGAGCGGAGGGGAAGAUGAGGGUUGGAAGGAAGACAGGGAAACGAACGAAUGAAAGAGAGAUGAGCGAGAAGUGACCGGGAGAGGAGUAGAGGGGUGGAGUUCUGACACCUCGUGCUGCUUGUCGGGACGGCAUUAGGCUUUUGGACUCGUCUCUGGGCCACGUGGGCAAUCACAGAGGCGUGAUUUUGCCUGGGCGGGGGACACGUGUCUUCCUCCUUCUCCAUGUGUGAAGGAUUCCGAGAGACGAUGCGGGAUCUCGUUAAUACAGGAUAAGAAAAGGGAGAGAGGAGAGAGGAGAGAGAGGAGAGAGGUGCGCGGGUCGGACAAUCUCUGUCGGUCGGCGGGGAGUCAUCUGUUCAUCUGGGAUUUGGUGGACUACAAGGUGGCCCAGGAAGACUGGCUGGUCUCCGGCUGAGCGACAAGGACCUGCUAUAUAUAUAUAGAUAUAUAUAUACAGUGUGACAAUAUAUAUAUACCUAUAUUCGAGGCGCAGAAGACAGGGGAAGCAGGGGGAGGAGGGAAGAAGGGGAGGGCGGGAGGAGAGAGAGUGAAGGUCCCACGUUCUCCGUCUGUUAUCUGUCGGCUAUCUACACAACAUACUGGGGGAGACGGGAGGAGAGGACUGGUUGGUGGCCUAGUUGGAGGGGUGGAAAAGAGAGUGAAGAAGACACGUGUACACGCCGAGAGAGGGACGGUCAGUCUGAGAGUGCUUGCGUGGCAUGGAGUUGGCGGACAAGCCAGUCCAGAGAACGGCGGGAGAAUAGCGGGGGAGUGAGGGAGGGGAGAGAAGAGACGAGAGGAGAGAGAGGGAGGAGUGGAGGCGGCGGAAGGGGUGGCUGUAAACCGACCGGGGGAAUGACGAAGAACAGAGGGGUUAUUGAUUGAUUGAUUGAUUGCUUGACUCUACAUUUUGUUGCGGAACCAUUUGAUGAUACUCUGCGUAAUCCCAUAACCUUAAAUUACAUCGGGCGGGGACUCUACAUUAGCAGCGGCGUGCUGGUUCUGAUGAGCAGCACCGGCAAGGUAGGAUUGUAUGUACGGGUGGGCGGUGUGAGGGGUGAGGGGGUGGCUCAGCGGAGGAGGGAAGUAUAGGCUGGAAGCGACGCUGGGAAGGUGAGAGCAAGGAGGGGAGGGGAGGGGGAGAGGAGAGGAGGAGAGGAGAGGGGGGUACCUGCUGGGGCGGUUUGAAAUUAUCGCGGCGGCGGGCAAGUAAAUCGGCGGCCCGCAUCACGAGACGGGGUGUAGAGGAAGAACAGGUGAAGUCCAGCACCUUCACCCUCCAAAAAAUCGAAGGAAGGAGAGAGGGAGGAGCUGGAAGGUAAGCCCUCCGCCAGAGGGCAGAACGAAAUUCCCCUCUCGCUUAUCUUUCUCUGGAGCUCUGAGCUCACGUCACCGCAGUCCCCACAAGGAGUUUUUCAUCGACGAAACGCCACUUCGUCGUCGUGCGUGCGCCCUCUAUGCCUGCGGUCCAUCUGUGCCCAGUGCACGUGGUCCGUGUUUGAGCGUGAGGCGAGAUUGUCGAGGGAAACAGGGGUGUGUGUGUGUGUGUGUGGAGAGAGAGAGAGAGAGAGAGAGAGAGAGAGAGAGGGGGGGAUUCAGAAGACGGACGAAUGGUGUGGCAGUGCGGGCGACGACGGUGCGAGAGGCGUGCCGACGAGAAAGGGGCCGCCGCCGCCGCCGUUGAAGAGGGGGAAAGGGGUGUUUUUGGGAGUGUGGCCGGCGCAGCAGGGAAGGGUGAUCGGCGGCAUUGAGUUGUGUGUGGCGGCAUUGAGUUGACUCGGCGCGCGAGGCGCGGGGAGUUUCCAAGAGACUGGCAAGCGGAGGUGGGGGGAAUCGGGCGGAAGAGGUGGGGAAGGCGGGCGAGGUGGGGACUCGGAAGCGCGGAGGCGUGGCGCGCCGGAGUUUCCAAGAGACUGGCAAGUGGAGGGGUGCGGGGAAUCGGGAGGAAGAGGUGGGGACUCGGAAGCGCGGAGGCGUAGCGCGCCGGAGUUUCCAAGAGACUGGCAAGUGGAGGUGGGGAGGGGAAUCGGGUGGAAGAGGUGCAGAAGGCGGGCGAGGUGGGGACUCGGAAGCGCGGAGGCGGCACGUGUCGAACGUGCUGCCUGUCGCUGCUGCGCCGGCAUAUGGGUGGUGCGCUGUUUGAUGCGAUCCGUCAUUGGUGCCGGCGGAGUUUAAGCCGAUUGACAGGGCAGUGCGUUGUUGCGGCGUCAGACUCCAACGAAGGUUCGAAUCCGGAGAGUGGAGUUGGAGGAGGAGGGCGUGGGCGGGGAAGAGCCUACGUCGGCGGAGGCGGCGGAGAGCUUGACCUUCAUCGCGUCCGCGUCAAGCUCCCUCGCAACCGCGGCGGCGGCGGCGGCGGCGGCGGCGGCGCUGCGGCUCGCGACGCCCGCAGGAAAGCCAUGGAUGAACGCGAGUUCUUCAGCGAUUACGGCGAGGCUAACCGGUAUCGCAUCCAGGAGGUCAUUGGCCGCGGCAGCUAUGGCGUCGUCUGCUCCGCCACCGACCAACUCACUGGUGAUAAGGUUGCCAUCAAGAAGAUCAACGACAUCUUUGAACACGUGUCCGACGCCACUCGCAUUCUCCGGGAAAUCAAGCUCCUCCGUCUCCUACGCCACCCUGAUAUCGUCGAGGUCAAGCACAUCAUGCUCCCUCCCACUCGACGCGACUUCAAGGAUAUCUACGUCGUCUUUGAGCUGAUGGAAACCGAUCUCCACCAAGUCAUCAAGGCCAACGACGAUCUCACUCCUGAGCACUGCCAGUUCUUUCUCUACCAGCUCCUUCGCGCGCUCAAAUUCAUCCACACCGCCAACGUGUUUCACCGCGAUUUAAAGCCAAAGAACGUCCUGGCUAAUGCCGAUUGCAAGCUCAAGUUGUGCGACUUCGGCCUCGCAAGGGUGGCCUUCAACGACGCGCCCACUGCCAUCUUUUGGACCGAUUACGUGGCCACGCGGUGGUACAGGGCGCCGGAGUUGUGCGGCUCUUUCUUCUCCCGCUAUACGCCGGCAAUCGACAUCUGGAGCAUAGGGUGCAUAUUCGCGGAGGUGCUGACGGGGAGACCGCUGUUUCCAGGCAAAAACGUGGUUCAUCAGCUGGAGUUGAUGACCGACUUGCUGGGGACACCGUCGUCGGAAUCCAUCGCGAAGGUGCGGAACGAGAGGGCGAGAAGGUACCUGAGCAGCAUGAGGAAGAAGGAGAGUGUGCGAUUUCAGGACAAGUUUCAGUCUGCAGAUCCGUUGGCGCUGAAGCUUCUCGAGAGGAUGCUGGCCUUCGACCCGGCCAAUCGGCCAACAGCAGAGGAGGCCCUGGCGGACCCCUACUUUGCCAGCCUCGCGAAGAUUGAGCGGGAGCCUUCUUGCCAGGCAAUCAGCCGAUUCGAGUUUGAAUUUGAGAGGAGGAGGGUGACAAUCGACGACGUCAGAGAGCUCAUAUACCGAGAGAUACUGCAUUAUCAUCCCAAGUUGCAGAGGGAGUACUUGAGCGGGCAGGAUAACGGGAGCUUCGUGUACCCAAGCGCAGUAGAUCAAUUCCGGCGGCAGUUUGCGCACUUGGAGCAGCAGUACGGAGAUACCAAGAAUGGGCCGGGGCCGGUCCCGGGGCCUCUGGAGAGGAAGCCGACGUCGUUGCCGAGGGAGAGAGUGAAGGAAUUUACGGUGGAGGCAGCAAGACAUGUCAGAGGAGGAGGAGGGGGAGGAGGAGAGAGGGAGGGAGACUUGGAAACGGGGGGGGGAGCGGAGAGAGAGCAUAGGGGAGACAGGUAUCAGCAACAGCAGCGGGGAGGGAGAGAGAGGGAAAGAGAAGCAGGGGGGGGAGGGAGAGAGAGAGAGAGGAAUGGGAGAGUGUCGGGGACGAAUGCUGUCGCGAAAGCUGGAGCGGGAGGAGGAGGAGGUGGUGGUGGAGGUGGAGGUGGUCUUCAUACUUCGGGUCCCGCCGCUGCUCCCCCUGCUGGGGGUGGGAGCGCGGCUGGUGGUGGGACUACUGCUUCUGCGGCUGGGACCACAACGGGGAAAACUGCCGGGGCGGGAAAUCUCAUGGGAGGAGGAGCAGGUAUUCCAGUCGCAAAUGGGGUGCACAAAGAGCCAUGUGCGGCCUCUUUGCAGGAACGGUGGACCCCAACAGCUGUGGCUUCAGCAUCUAUCAGUGUGCACUCAGCUUCCCACCGGUGAAAUGAUGGCAUGCCGACAUCAUCUUUGCCUGUGCUCCAGUGAUUACUUAUUGUCUUGCAUCAUAACGCCUUAAAAUCUUCAGGAGGUCUGCAAACGCUUCACGGGGUAUAACCUGUGCAAUGUUGGGUUGCAAGGUGGAUUUGAUGCCUGGUCUCCCAGAGUGAUGGCUCUAUUUCUGCCCAUACUGCCAGUUAUCCAUCCCUCUUCUUUGUGAGGUCAGGGCUUCUUUCUGGGCGAACCACCCAUGCGGCCACACGUUUAUGGUAUCUUGCGAGCAGACGGCACAGUGCGGGUAUUUUGGCAAGAAUAUCUUGUGUAGUGUACACUGAUUUCGGUCUUCGUCGGGCAGGAAUAUCUUCUGUAGUGUACGCUGAUCUCGGUCUUCGUCUCUUUCACUGCAUAUCAGGAGCGGGAAAAGGGCGGAACUGUUUUCUACAAUGCGGUGGGUAGCUGCUUUGUGACGCAGCAUGCAUGCCGCGACUAGUUCAAUGAAUGACAGGCAUAUGUUCCUCGGCAAGUUCUUGUGGCAGCCUUGUCUCUGUGCGCUUUCGGAAGGAGUUUCUGCCAUCUCCUUCGUGGUAGUGCCAGACAGAGUAAGGACAUUGCGGCAUGCUUGUUUCGUGCAAAUAUGGCGAGUUGGCUGCACAAUGCCCCGUAGGAUCAUGCCAGACACAUUGAGGGCAUUGCGGCAUAUGCUUGUUCGGCGAAAUAUGGCGAGUUGGCUGAGCAAUGCCUUGCAGGAUGCCUUGCGGGAUGUAUACCAACUUUUGUGAAGGGUGUACGUUCUUAUGUGGCAGUCUUCUGUGACAUGUGGCAGUCAUGUCCAGGAUGCAUAUCAAGUUCUAUGAAGAGCAUGCAUUCGAAAUGGGCAGCACGUGUGGCUUAGUGUCCGAAUGCAUGCUUUUGGAAAAGGCUCUUCUACUGGCUUUGUGCUGGUAGUGUAGUGUCAACCGCAUCUUGAGCAUCAAUGCAUGCUAGUUAUUCACUUCAUGGUAGAGUUAGACCAUGGCAGCUAUUACCGCGCGUGCAGUGGCACCAUGGCACGUGUGUUGAAGAGCAGGUUUAAUCAGACUCUUCUGUUUCCCUGAUAGCAGUUGUAGCGCAGAAUGAGAUGAAGUUGGGUUUCUCCAUAUCCUUGGCUGUCCUUUGCAACCAGUAGAAGCCCAUAAGCCCUGUCCACGCCUUGUGAAACUGUCACGAGGGGCAUCCUGCCAUCUUGCAUUCGUGCUUUGCGAUGUAUUCGUUAGUAAUAUGCGAGAGUGUUGAUGCUACACACUCGUGAAUAUACUGUAUUUUAGUUAUGAUUCUCUCUUGCACCUGCUUCGCUUUCUUGCGAGCAAACAUCAGUUAGACAGUUGGCAGCAACGCCUAGGCAAACAGCGCGCUUAGACUGGUGGCACAAUGAUGGAAAAGUGCUUCUCCAUCCAACCUGACCUUGUUCUUCUGAUAGAUGUCGGAACACAGUGCAUUUGUCUGGCACGGGUCAGUGACUGGCAGCAUAUUAACCACACAUCAAAGGCUGGAUAAUAGCGUCGGGGCCUUUUUGAAAGUGCCACAGCAGACAUUGAACAAACUCACUGACCGGGCUCUGCUCAUUUGGGGAAUAGUAGUCCAGCUCCUUUGUCGGAACCCAAAUGUCUUUCUGUGUCCAUGUGCUGCUGUGUCUGAAGUCGGCAUAAGUGUGGCUUCGGGCAAUGGUUGGUGCGCGCACCUCAACUUUUUGCAGUACUGUCUCAUCAUCACACACAUUUGGAAGCACUGCGAGCUCUCAACUCCUGGGUGAACUGCUCUCAGACCCUGCCUGAUGCUCCUGGGAAGACAUCUGGGUUCGGUAGACGAGCAAUGGGUCGGGUUCCCACCUGGGCAUAUAUGAGAGCUCGCAGCCUGUGGGAAAUCCAUGGGGUAGUCGUAGGAUACCCUUCCUGGAAGUCUCAACCGGUCUGAAUGAAUGGCGCUCAAGUCUGCAAUCUUCUCGUCUGACAGCAACAUGGUGACGGCAACAUGUUUGACCACGACGGCCAGUCCUAGUGUCAAGAGCAAGCACUGGAAUAACGAAGCGGGGACCUUGGUUAUUUGUCGAAACGACAAACGGUAGCCCUCACUCUGGUUCUAGGUCAGUCAAAUCCAGCGUCGUCUUCGUAUGCUCGGUUCCGUUCCGAGUGGCUGUGAUGGUGAUGCGGCCGAGUUGACAAGGCUGCAGCAGGGGCGUUCAUGUUCUUUUCGGAUCUGAUUCGGAAGAUUACAGUCCCUGUGACGGUAGCAUCUGCAGCAUUCAGCCGCGCUGGUUACAUCGAGCCUUCCAACUAAGAAGACGAUGGACACCUCUGUUCUUCUUCGACGGCAGGUCUCGAACUGAAUUGGCGCUGCCCUUGUCAUGCGCUUGCUGUUGCUUUCUUUACUCAGCCACCAAGGGUUUGUUCUUUCGCUUGCAUUUCCCUAUCCUUCCUGUAUCCAGGUGCUUCCGUGCGCUUCAUGUCGUCCUUUUUUUAUUUUGUAUUUGUGUAGCCCCAUCUCCGUCUGACACCGCCCACUAUAUUUGUGAUCUAGCCCCACCCCCACCCUCCACAGCUCAUUCCGUUGAUAGUGGCGUGUUCUCGAGCAGGAGCUUCAACGUUUCAACUGUUUCCGUUCCUUUCACUUCGAAUCGUUGGCUGUCUUCGUCAAGUUAAGAAGUCCGGCAUCCCUGGCUGUGUCUUUCAGGGGUCUUGAAUUUCUUGGUCGCGGCUUAGGUCCCCUCCGACAUGUUGCAUUGGCAUACAAUACUCCCCACUGAAAAUCGUUUGCCUUGUCGUCUUUGGGUUCUCGUCCUCUGCCGGCGCCAUGCAAGCCGCAGGAUUCCCGCCACCUGACGAAACAGCAUACCGAAGUUUGACGCUUUUCCUCCCGACAUGUCGCAUUGGCAUGAUACUCCCCACUGAAAAUUGUUUGCCUCUUUUUGUCUUUGGGUUCUCGCUCUCCGCUGGUGCCAUGCGAGGGGUUUUGGACUCUCAUUGGGUGCCCUCUGUGUCCCUUUUCUCCGCUAGCCGCAGGAUUCCCGCCGCCUGACGAAACAGCAUACUGAAGUUUGACGCUUCUCCUCCCGACAUGCCGCAUUGGCAUGAUACUCCCCACUGAAAAUUGUUUGCCUCUUUGUCUUUGGGUUCUCGCUCUCCGCUGGUGCCAUGGGAGGUGUUCCGACUCUCAUUGGCUGCCCUCUGUGUCCCUUUUCUCCGCUAGCCGCAGGAUUCCCGCCGCCUGACGAAACAGCAUACCGAAGUUUGACGCAUCUCAACGGAAACGGUUUCAAGAUUCGAAUCUGUAAAUUUGAUCCAUCCAUCUGCUCCUCGUCCUCAUUCUUUGCUACCCUCUCAUGGUGAUGACGGCUCUGUCAUCUUCCAACGUCGGUCAGUGUCUGUUUCUCUGCGCUAUUGUCCGAAUUUUUUCCCUGCUUCCACUUUUUACUCUUUAGCUACAACUGCUGUCCUUAGCCCUCUGUCUUUCUAAUGAAUUGUCGUUCAGUCCCCGUGGGACCAGUGGGACCAGUGGAACCAGAUCUUUGGACGAUGGGGUGUCAGAGGUCAGACUCGUGGUCCGAUAGAAGUCCCUAGACCUUGUAGGUUGUCUCGUUCGCGGUCGAUUUCUCCUUCCCAUCAUUUUUCAUAUGUUCUUGUUCGGUGUUUAGUGGUCGUCUAAGUAGUCAUCUAAGUAGUCGGUGUGUACACCGAGUUGUUGGUCGCGGAGCAGCUGGCAUAGGCGAACGCUAGGGGGUCUUUCUGAACUGAGAGAUGAGAGGGCUGCUAGCCUGGCAGGGGGGGGUCAUCAGACAUCAUCUCAUGCUUCCGAGGGGAAAUCGCAGCUCAAAUGUGCAAUAGGGGGUCGUUAGGAGGUCCGUAGGGGGCCCUUAAAAGUCCUUUAACCACAAAGA